AUGUCCGAAGCAAUCCCUCAGAACGAGCUUGUUACUGACAGUGGCCUCAAGGUACUAAUCACAGGAGGCGCCGGCUGCAUCGGUUUCGCAACCAUCAAAUCCCUGCUAACGCAUCACCCAAACGCGUCUAUCCACAUCCUCGACCUCACAAUCCCAUCUCUAGAUGCGUUCCCAUUCUCAAUUCUUUCAGAAAAGAAAGAUCAAUUACACUUCCACAAAUCAGACAUCACAUCCUCUGCCUCUCUCUCCGCAAUCUUCAACGCCGUAAGGCCUCGAGUAGUAAUCCAUACGGCAUCCGUAAUCCCCUCAGCAGCUCGCAAACGACAAUUGAGUAAUGAAGGGUUAUGGAAAGUCAAUGUCGAAGGGACUAGAAAUGUGUUGACUGUCGCCGAGAAGAUGGCAGAAGUGGAAGCGUUGGUGUACACGAGUUCGUGCGAUGCAGUGAAACCAGAUAGUUGGAUGGGGUUUGUGAAUGCGACUGAGACAGAGACUGCGUCUUUGAGAGAUACGGACGUGGAAGGGUGGGAUAAUGAGAAGGCAGCGGCAGAAUCACUCGUUUUAUCCACAGAUUUGAGGAUAAAGACAUGUGCAAUCCGCACGCACGGCGUUGUGGGAACGUUGGAUCAGAACCUUUUCCCCUUGGUAGCUACCAGUCCACGCAAAAUUUCACUUGGUUCGGGCAGAAAUUUGUAUGAUUUUUCGUCUGCUGAUAACGUCGGAAUGGCGCAUGUGUUGGCUUUAAACAAUCUUCUCGGCUUGGACUCUGCAACUGGUCAUGAUAAAGGUGAUGUGGGUGGAGAAAGUGCGAAUAGACGCGCCUUUUUCGUAACAGAUGGCAACCCCAAACCAUUUCGCGAAUUGCAAGAAAUGAUCUGGCGCGUCAUUGAUGACGAGCCCGAAGGCAAAUAUGGGAAAUAUACGGUAAUUCCGGUGUGGCUGUUCAAAGCAAUCCUCAGAGUCGCAGGAUUAUUCGGUAAAACGGCGAUUACGCCGCAGGAGAUUGGAGAUGCGGUUUCUGUCAGAUAUUAUGAUAUUGGUGAGGCGAGGAGGGUGUUAGGGUAUAAGCCGGAGCAGAACAAAAAGCUUGAGGAGUCGAUGAGGGAUGCGUGUGAGUGGUGGAAGAUGAGCUCUGCGUUGGCGUCAAAGAGAUCGACGAAAGGGGGGAUGAAGUGA
Messenger RNA from Talaromyces amestolkiae, 1173 nucleotides. RefSeq lists its product as uncharacterized. Gene Ontology annotation, molecular function: 3-beta-hydroxy-Delta5-steroid dehydrogenase (NAD+) activity. The transcript has 2 exons. Gene Ontology annotation, biological process: steroid biosynthetic process. Bases 1 to 1173 code for a protein of 390 amino acids. Lineage: Eukaryota; Fungi; Ascomycota; Eurotiomycetes; Eurotiales; Trichocomaceae. The record is from RefSeq and is a predicted model, not a curated record.